AUGGAUGAAGACACAAAGUUGCCAAAUGUUUCAAACACUUCAAAAAUUGAGCAUGAGAAAGAAUCAGCGUAUUUAAAAAAGGACCUGAGUAGCUUUAUAUCCCGUAAGACGAUGGAUAUCGACACUCCCAUGGCCGAACCCAAGGAUGAUUUAUCCCAAAAGCAAUCCCUCUUUUGGCAACAAAACAAGACAGAAAUGCCAAAGGGGAACCAGUUCUUUCCAGAAGAGGAACUUCCUCAUGACAGCCUUGCCCAGAAAAGCUUCAGUUCUCUGACUGACUCAGUUCGUCUCCCUUCGCCCGAUACAAAACUACCCUUUUCUUUCAAGGAAGAGUCUGGCACCGAUUCUAAUCCUUUUUUUCUUCCACCUACGUUUCAGAAUGUUCCUAAUGCCAAACCUUUGCAUGAUCUAGACAAUCCGUACACAAACCCAUCAACUGGCUCUUCUAGUACCUUUGGGUAUGUAACUGCUCGUACUUCUUCUGGAGCUGUUUUCCACUUUCCCAAACGCUAUAAUCGCCAUGUACAGAUUUCAACUCAGCAACGCCCUGACUAUAAUGCUGAGCUAUCAAAAACACCUUUCUUCAAAGACACUUUACUUCGAAAUGUCCAAUCUUGGUCGAAAGAUUUUCAAUCACGGCCCAAAGUGAAACAAGAUUUGCUUUCUUCAGCUGGCCAUGCAAAUAACGCCUCAGGCUUUCCUGCUUUGAAAAGCUUGGUGCGCACCGAGGCAAUGUGGGUUGACAAGUUUCGCCCUCAAUUGUUUCGAGAAUUAAUCGGUGACGAAAGAGUACACCGAGAUGCCAUGCGUUGGAUAAAGGCUUGGGAUCCGUUUGUAUUUGGGCAUACUGCUCCUCAUGCGUCAGCAUCGCCACGUCAACUUGCUAUUUCAAAGGCUGUAGCUAAAGAUACAGGGCGUCCUGAUAAACGGAUUAUGAUUUUAACAGGUUAUGCUGGUUCAGGAAAGACAACUUUGGCUCAUGUAAUAGCCCGUCAAGCUGGUUAUAAGGUCCUUGAAAUAAAUGCUAGCGAUGAUCGUACAGCAAACACCGUUCAUGAAAAAAUUGACGCGGCUGUCUCGUACCACUCUGCCUUGUCAUCCCAGCCUACUUGUAUCGUGGCGGAUGAAGUAGACGGCGGAGAUCCAGCCUUCAUUCGUGCUCUUGUUACACUUCUGGAAAGCGAUGAGAAAGCCAGUGUUGCACAAACUACUACCAAAUCAAAGAAAAAGUCAAAGCAGAAAACUCUUUGUCGUCCUAUUAUUUGCAUCUGCAAUGAUCUUUAUACUCCUGCAUUACGGCCUUUACGACCCUAUGCUCAAGUAGUCUACUUUAAUGCUCCCCCGCAAGCAACUUUGGUAGGACGUUUACGUUCCAUUUGUAGGUCUCAAAACCUAUCUAUAGACAGUCGCUCUUUAACUUUAUUGACAGAUAUCUACAAUUCAGAUAUCCGAAGUUGUUUAAACAGUUUGCAACUGUUGUCUUUAAACGCAUCAUCUGUUAAUCAGGAAAUGAUAAGACAUUUACAACCAAAAACGAACUCCUCAACAAAUUCUGGUCUCUUAUCAUCACUUCUACAUCGACCUGAUGCGCGUUCUCUACGAAGUAUAGAAGCAUCACAAAUUUCUUAUUCACACAUAGACACAUUACUAAACAUGAUUGAAAGUGGUAAUGAUGUAGAUGCUACAUUAAUGGACUGCUAUCAUGUCUACCUACAGUUGCCUUUUACAGAUAAUCUGUUUUCAAAACCAGCAAUAACAGCGGAUUGGCUUUAUUUUUUCGAUCGGCUUAAUACACUAACUUACAGAGGGCAUCACGAAUUGUGGAAAUAUAUGCCUUAUUCAGUAAUUCACUUUCAUUACUUGUAUGCUUCUGCAAAUAAAGUUCAUCUUACUCGUUAUCCUCGUUACGACUUGGAAAUGAUGAAGCUUCGUCGCGACCGGCUUGAGAUUUUGGAUACCUUCAUGUCUUCUUUCAAUGCCCAAGAUUUACAAUUCUAUAAAAAACAAAUCGUGCUCCUAGAUUUAAUUGAUCCUUUGUUGAGCGUUAUCAAUCCGUCGAUUAAGAAGUCUUCUAGAAGCUCUUAUGCCGAAGAUAAAGUAAAAAUUGAGCAUGCCGUGCGAAUCAUAGACCACUACAACCUACGGCUAAAUCAUAUUCCAAUCGGUGAUGGCCAAUACACCUAUCGACUUGAACCCCCUCUAGAAGAACUAGUAUGGAAUCCUCCCUCUAGUACGUAUUCAACUAGACAAUCGCUUUCUCAAGAACUUCUUCGGAAACGUCUUGAACAAGUCCAAAAGAGCUCUAUUUUAAAGCCUUCCUCUUCGGAAUCAUCAAAAAAGAAAAGAAAAGAAGUAGGACUUGAAAGAACUAUACGACGCGACUUUUUUGGUAGAGAAAUCAAAAUUCCUCAACAAAAUGAAAAUAGCCUAGAGCAUGAAACGUCCCCAAUAUCUUCAGAGAAAGCUAUUGCAGUUAAUUUGAAGUUUCAUGAUGGGUUUUCAAAUGCUAUUCGAAAGCCUAUCUCCCUUCAUGACAUCCUUCAUUUUGAAUAA
This is a messenger RNA of Schizosaccharomyces osmophilus, 2553 nucleotides long. RefSeq names its product Ctf18 RFC-like complex subunit Ctf18 (gene ctf18). The record is from RefSeq and is a predicted model, not a curated record. Gene Ontology annotation, cellular component: nucleus. The transcript has 3 exons. Gene Ontology annotation, molecular function: ATP binding; DNA binding; ATP hydrolysis activity. The coding region runs from base 1 to 2553 and encodes 850 amino acids. Lineage: Eukaryota; Fungi; Ascomycota; Schizosaccharomycetes; Schizosaccharomycetales; Schizosaccharomycetaceae.